UAUUUCGUAUAUAAGUCAACGAUCAUUGACCAAUAUUGUAAUAGACAACUGUGAGUUAGUGACAUCAAGUCGUGCUAGUGACCGAAUUACAGAACAAGAUGAAGGUCCUCCUACUAGCCUGUAUGCUGGCGUGCGCGGGAGUGGUUCUCGGCAGACGAGUCCCUCGCGCGUACACAGACAUCUACGACAGUAUUGACAUCAACACAGUGCUGUCCAACCGGCGGUUACUGGUGCCUUAUGUGCUCUGUGUCCUAGAGGAAGGCAAAUGCACCCCUCCAGGCAAGGAGCUGAAGUCCCACAUCAAAGAAGCGCUAGAGACCCACUGCGGCCAGUGCACUGAGAACCAGAAACGAGGAUCCCGGCAGGUCAUCGCCCAUCUCAUCAACCACGAACCUGAGUACUGGAAGAAGCUCACCAACAAGUACGACCCAACUGGCAAAUUCACCAAGAUGUACGAAAACGAACUCAAGGCGCACGCGUAGAGACGAUAGCGUUCCCGUUUUGGAAGACAUUCUCUGAGGAAUGCUAGGAGUUGAUAGCAUGAGCUGGUGCCAGAUAGUCAACAAGAGAGAGACAUAAACAUAAAUGUCAGAGCAAAUGUAUUUUGAUACGAAGAAAAGAACACCUAGCAUCGCUACAAAGACUCACUUCUUGUGGCGUCCUUUGUCUGACUAAUAUUCUUCAUCAUUGACUAUACCAGACCCAUCUUAAUGCUCAUCUUAGAACUUGUCUCAGAAAUUUAUGAUCAAGAUGCUCGAGUUCGUAUUUAUAUAAGGCUUGUGAAUUUAUUUAAUUUAUAAGUAUUUGCUAUGGAUGAUUGAAAUAAAUGUUUUGUUAAGA
This is a messenger RNA of Ostrinia nubilalis (European corn borer), 840 nucleotides long. Its product is annotated as allergen Tha p 1-like. The transcript is spliced from 3 exons. NCBI's taxonomy places the organism in Eukaryota, Metazoa, Arthropoda, Insecta, Lepidoptera, Crambidae. The record is from RefSeq and is a predicted model, not a curated record. The coding region runs from base 99 to 482 and encodes 127 amino acids.